UUCAAAUGGAGUCUGGACUUCCUGUCUGCCUCUCUGUCUUCAUCGGGAUAAUACUAAUCACAUCAACAGUUUCAUCACUUAAUCUUGAAGCAGAGUUGUUUCAAGAUUUGAUGAAAGACUAUAACAAAAAUGUCCGCCCCAUGGAGAACAGCGGAGAUGUUACCAAAGUGCACAUCAAGAUGACCCUGACAAAUCUCAUUUCUCUGAAUGAAAAAGAGGAGGCCUUAACGACAAGUGUGUGGAUAGAAAUGCAGUGGUGUGACUAUCGGCUGAGGUGGGACCAGAUGCCCAGGUCAGCUCUGUAUGGAAAUAUAACAUCUCCAUUAAGAGUGCCAUCUCAAAGCAUAUGGUUGCCCGACAUCAUCCUGGAAAACAAUGUGGACGGGCAGUUUGAAGUGGCUCUAUACUGCAAUGCACUGGUCUCUCCUGAUGGUUGUGUCUACUGGCUACCUCCUGCUAUUUACCGUAGUGCAUGCACCAUCAUCGUCAACUACUUUCCUUUUGACUGGCAGAACUGCACUAUGGUGUUCCGUUCCCAGACGUACAGUGCAAACGAGAUUGAGAUUGUUCUGAAAGAAGAGGACAACUACACUUUAGAGUGGGUGGACAUCGACCCGGAGGCUUUUACAGAAAAUGGCGAGUGGGUGAUUAAACAUAGACCUGCAAAGAAGCUGAUCAACCCACAGUACACUAAAGAUGACCUGGAGUACCAAGAGGUGGUCUUCUUUCUCAUCAUUCAGAGAAAACCACUUUUCUAUAUCAUCAACAUCAUCGCUCCCUGUGUGCUUUUCUCCUCUCUCGGGCUGCUGGUUUACUAUUUACCAGCUAAAGCCGGGGGUCAGAAGUGCUUCAUGUCCAUUGCGACUCUCCUGGGACAAACUGUUUUCGUGUGCCUGAUCGCUAAAAAGGUUCCAGAGACGUCCCAAGCUGUCCCUCUUAUUGGAAAAUAUUUGAUGUUUGUGAUGUCAGUGACAACUACAGUAGUGAUGAACUGUGUGAUAGUCCUAAAUGUCUCCCAAAGAACCCCAAACACUCACAAAAUGACAGACAAAGUGCGAAAGGUGAGACUGUGGCCAAAGCAAGCCAUUUUAUCCUCCUCAACACUUUGCCUCGUCUAUUAAGGAUGCAGAUGCAGCCUUGGAUGCCAGAACAGGCUAUGAUUUCUGAAACAGGGAACGGUCACGCAGCAGACAACAACAGUUCAUACAUGCCUCACUGUCGACGCCGCAGCUCAA
Molecule: messenger RNA, 1235 nt
Organism: Periophthalmus magnuspinnatus
Lineage: Eukaryota; Metazoa; Chordata; Actinopteri; Gobiiformes; Gobiidae
Product: acetylcholine receptor subunit gamma-like
Exons: 10
Coding region: 6-1121 (371 amino acids)
Biological process (GO): signal transduction; monoatomic ion transmembrane transport; nervous system process
Cellular component (GO): postsynaptic membrane; neuron projection; synapse
Molecular function (GO): acetylcholine-gated monoatomic cation-selective channel activity; transmembrane signaling receptor activity
Source: RefSeq, a predicted model, not a curated record